AAGUGUUCCCGUCUCCGAUGACCAGUAACGAGCUGUCUCAAAUUCCCAUUUCUGCACCAAAGAAAAAACAAAAAAAGAAUCAAAAUUUCAAGCUUUCUUUACUGCUUUAAAACCCUAAAUUUCAAUCAUAUAUAGAGAUAUAUUGUAAUUUAUAAUUUAUAAGCUCAUGGGUUGCGCUUCUUCUCUUCCAGGUAGGAGUUCUGGGCGUUUGACUGGACUUAACAAUGCAGAGAAUUCUGGAGUGCCUGAUGCCAAAAAUCUACGUGUAAAGCUGGUCUUGUUAGGUGAUUCUGGAGUUGGGAAAAGUUGUAUUGUUCUUCGCUUUGUUCGUGGCCAGUUUGACCCUACAUCCAAGGUAACUGUUGGAGCUUCAUUCUUGUCCCAGACAAUAGCUUUGCAAGAUUCAACUACUGUUAAGUUUGAAAUAUGGGACACAGCUGGACAAGAGAGGUAUGCUGCAUUGGCACCUCUAUACUACCGAGGAGCUGGAGUUGCUGUCAUUGUGUAUGAUAUAACUAGCCCAGAGUCAUUCACCAAAGCACAAUAUUGGGUUAAGGAGCUGCAAAAACAUGGAAGCCCAGAUAUAGUGAUGGCUUUGGUUGGUAAUAAAGCUGAUCUUCAUGAGAAUCGAGAAGUACCAGUUCAAGAUGGCAUUGACUAUGCAGAGAAGAAUGGGAUGUUCUUUAUUGAGACAUCUGCCAAGACUGCAGACAAUAUAAAUCAGUUGUUCGAGGAAAUUGCUAAGCGACUUCCCCGCCCAUCAUCUUCAUGAUUGGAGGACUGUAAGACUGAAUUAACUACAUAGAUUUUAAUGUUCUGGAUAGUUGUAAUAUUAAGUUUGUGAAUAUUGUGGUAUACGUGACCCUUUGAUGUAUUCUUACUCUAUGAUAUAAUUCUGAGUCCGAUUGAAGACAUUCAGUUGCUAUUAUCAGCACAUAAACCUGCACAUACUCGAUUGAUUGGUUGUAACCAUUAAGAUUUUAUAUCUGACAAUCAUGUCAAAAGGAGUGACAUCCCCAUGUAGAAAAGGAUCUAUAUGUUAUUGCUUUAUGCCAUGUUCCACUCACUUCACAGCC
Molecule: messenger RNA, 1076 nt
Organism: Theobroma umbraticum
Lineage: Eukaryota; Viridiplantae; Streptophyta; Magnoliopsida; Malvales; Malvaceae
Gene: ARA6
Product: Ras-related small GTP-binding family protein
Molecular function (GO): GTP binding; GTPase activity
Source: RefSeq, a predicted model, not a curated record